Molecule: messenger RNA, 907 nt
Organism: Rana temporaria (common frog)
Lineage: Eukaryota; Metazoa; Chordata; Amphibia; Anura; Ranidae
Product: pleckstrin homology domain-containing family A member 6-like
Exons: 4
Coding region: 1-531 (176 amino acids)
Biological process (GO): epithelial cell-cell adhesion; pore complex assembly; zonula adherens maintenance
Cellular component (GO): zonula adherens; pore complex
Source: RefSeq, a predicted model, not a curated record
AUGGGGUGUACCCGGAACGGGGUGUAUGGGGGGACAUCUGCAGGCAUUGACCCCGUUGUGUCUCAUCAGUGGCGGAGGGAACAGGAAUUCGAUCUCCAGUUGCUGGAGAGGGCGGCUCGGGACGCGGAGGAGAGGGAUUGGGAAGACCAGGACUGGGUUCAGGCCAUCGCUGUCCCCAUCACUGAGAUGGAUCUGGAGCCUCAGGACUACAACCUGGACAUCAGCAAGGAGUUGGCGACUCCAGACAAAGUGGAGAUUCCGGAGAGGUACAUCGAUAUGGACCCAGAAGAGCCGCUGACCCACGAGGAGCUGGAAGCACGACGGCGGAAAGUCCAGAAGAUCAAGAACAUUCUGGCCCGGUCCAGCGUGCACAAUCUGCAGUCGAUGUCCUACCCGGAUGAGAUGAGCCCUUCGGAUAUGGACAGCCAGGUGCAGGAACAGGAGAGGAUGAUCACCAUAUCCUACGCUUUGGCCUCAGAGGCAUCUCAGCGCAGCAAGCAGGUAGCAGCUCACGCUGGCAUUGACCAUUGAGCCCAGAAGACCGAUGAAGGAGCGCCGCCGGAUCUUGCUGGAACGCUGUGCGCGGAUAUAGCGCCUCCGCCUGGUGGUCUUCUUGUGGCAGCACACCGCAGAUGGCUUCUAUUUUAUAUUUGUACAGUGAAGACAUUUCCGCCCAAUCACAGCGCUCUACACUACGAUCAAAUUUCCACAACAAGCCAGCCAAUCGUGUAAAAAAUAUGACGGAUGAAUCAGCGCCGCCUCCCCCCCAACCCAGCGCCGCGCAGAGUCGGGGUGACGACGGCCACGAGGGCAAAACGGAACUGAAAUUUGAGGUUCAUAUAAAGAUUAUCCGUCUCGCCGAUCGGCAUUGUGACAUCACAGGGAGGAUGGCGGUCCGGCUCCCCUG